AGCGCACACCGGUGCCGGCUUCAGGAGCGGGGAGGGCGCACAACAGCGGCGGACAGGACACAAACGGAGCCGCUAAUGAUAAAACUGUGCGUUUGGAAAGUGAAGAACCGCAAAGAACGGAGGGAAAGAAGAAGGAAUAAUCCGAGAAAAGAUGCUGACCGACAUGAUUGUAGAAGAAGAAUUUGAGCUGAAGGAGGAGGAACCGUGGUACGACAAGCAGGACCUUGAACACGAUCUGCAGCUGGCGGCCGAGCUGGGGAAGAGUCUUCUGGAGAGGAACAGGGAGCUGGAGCAGGGUCUGCAGCAGAUGUACGCCACCAACCAGGAGCAGCUGCAGGAGAUCGAGUAUCUGACCAAGCAGGUGGACCUCCUGAGGCAGGUCAAUGAUCAGCACGCCAAAGUGUACGAGCAGCUGGAUGUGUCGGCCCGAGAGCUGGAGCAGGACAACCACAAACUGUGUGUGGACAACCGAGCAGCCCAGCAGAAGAUCCAAGGGUUGACAGAAACUGUGGAGCUGCUGCAAAUGCAGGUGGAGGAGCUGCAGCAUCAGGUGGAAACGCUGAAGCUGAGCCCGACUCCACCUCUGAAGCUUCCACACAGAGACGGGGGUUGGCCUCGCAGCACCCAGAGUGUGUCCUGUCUGAAAGAACUGCACAACACCUUCAGGUACACAGAUGGUGACGAACUCCCAGAUGAACCCUCCGACUACUCCUGGCACGAGGAGGAGAGGGACUCGUUACGUCAGUCUCUGCGUGCGCUCCAGGCUCAGUUUGCUAAUGAGCGCGCUCGGAGGGAGGCGGCAGAACGAGAGGCGGAGCUGUUCGCCGGGGAGAACGUAACACUGGAGCAACAGCUAACAGCGAUGGAGGGGUGUCGGGCCAGGCUGACUGAGCUGGAGCACGAGGCCGAUGAGCUGCGUCAGCUCUGGAAGGCAGAAGCGUCCCUUCGCUCCGCCAGACCCGGUGCCGUCCACGGCCCGCCGGAGGAGAGCGAGGGGGGGCCGUGGAAAAGCCCCGGGGCCCUGAAGCGGUGGGACAGCGAGCAGCUCCUAAAGGCCUCGCAGACGCACGACGACGAUCACGAGUGCUUGUGCGCGCGUCGAGCCCAGGUGGUCAAGUACCGUGGGAUUUCACUGCUGAACGAGGUCGACGCCCAGUACAGCGCCUUACAGGUGAAGUACGACGCGCUGCUGCGACGCUGCCACCAGGGGCUGCAGGAAGACCAGCCGGACCAGCAGGACCACCAGCAGGACCAGCAGGCCGUCCAGACCUCUGCUGGUCCUGCUCUGGACGACUUCAGCGAUGACUUCCACCAGCCCGAGUACAAGGAACUUUUUAGGGAAAUUUUCUCACGCAUUAAAAAAACCAAAGAGGACCUGAUUGAAAACAGAAGCAGAUCAUCAGCUGCAGAAGUGUAGCUGAACGCACAGGGCUGGACGGUCGGACCACAACACUAAC
Messenger RNA from Sphaeramia orbicularis (orbiculate cardinalfish), 1457 nucleotides. Its product is annotated as cerebellar degeneration-related protein 2-like. The coding region runs from base 152 to 1417 and encodes 421 amino acids. The record is from RefSeq and is a predicted model, not a curated record. The transcript has 6 exons. Lineage: Eukaryota; Metazoa; Chordata; Actinopteri; Kurtiformes; Apogonidae.